Lacerta agilis (Sand lizard) is the source of this 719-nucleotide messenger RNA. RefSeq names its product inner mitochondrial membrane peptidase subunit 2 (gene IMMP2L). Gene Ontology annotation, molecular function: serine-type endopeptidase activity. Gene Ontology annotation, biological process: mitochondrial respiratory chain complex assembly. Gene Ontology annotation, cellular component: mitochondrial inner membrane peptidase complex; membrane. NCBI's taxonomy places the organism in Eukaryota, Metazoa, Chordata, Lepidosauria, Squamata, Lacertidae. The record is from RefSeq and is a predicted model, not a curated record. The coding region runs from base 82 to 609 and encodes 175 amino acids. The transcript is spliced from 6 exons.
AGCGCACGCGCGCUCGCCUCCUUUCCCUCCCCCCCUCUCUCCGCCCCCUUGGCGUGGUGGCGUCAGCGCCGAAAAGCGAUUAUGGCACAGACCCAAGGCUUUGGGCGAAGAUACAUGAAAGCCUUUUUGAAAGGCUUUUUUGUUGCUGUUCCUGUGACGGUGACUUUCCUUGACAGAGUGGCUUGCAUAGCAAGAGUGGAAGGAGCUUCAAUGCAGCCUUCUUUGAAUCCCGGAGGAAGACAGGUAUCUGAUGUAGUUCUUUUAAACCACUGGAGUAUUAGAAAUUAUGAAGUGCAACGUGGAGACAUAGUUUCACUGGUGUCUCCAAGAAACCCAGAGCAGAAGAUCAUUAAACGAGUGAUUGCUCUUGAAGGGGACAUUAUAAAAACCAUAGGCUACAAAAAGAAAUACGUAAAGGUUCCCCAUGGCCACAUGUGGGUAGAGGGUGAUCAUCGUGGACACAGCUUUGACAGCAAUGCUUUUGGCCCGGUCUCUCUUGGACUUCUACACGCUCGCGCAACCCAUAUACUCUGGCCUCCAGAGCGCUGGCAGAAGUUGCAGCCCAAGCUUCCUCCGGAACGCCAGCUUCUCCAGGAUGAGGAGGAAUGACCGUUGCAUAUCUGGUGGGAAACAAGUUAUUGACUCUCGAAUUAACUGUAGGAAAGGGGCAAGAACAGCCAAUAACGGAACUGCCGAAUGUGCAGAGUUUGGCUUUACAG